CUAGAGAAAGAGAAACCGUCUUCACUUUCACUGUCUGCAACUUGCACAAGUAGCACAGCUACUUCUCCUUUUUCAGAUUCUUGUCUGAGCAACUUUCACAUCAAGAUGCCGAUCAACAAAGACCCAUCAACACCUCCGCCUGUCAUCGGCAAAAUCGGACCUUACACUGUCUUCAUGACUCCUCCUGCGACUCCAAAACCACCUGAAUCUCCUUCCACUGUCUCCCAAAAGCCUAUCGUUUCACCGCCUGUUCUUCCUCCGCCGCAGCAGUUUAAAUCUGUGGCUUCCUCUGAGCAGGACAGCUCGGUUUUGGGGUUCUUCAAAAACGCGGUCACAAAGGUUCAAAGUGCACAUUCAAGUGUGGAUGAUCAUUUGGUGAGGUGGUUUGGGUUAAACCAAUCUAAGUACCAGUGGGCUUUGGACGAGUACUACGAAGGCAAAGGAUCUGAAAUGAAGAGCGUGAAAGCCAAGGAGAUGCCUGGGAAAGCACAAAGCGUAUAAAUCCACUUCCUCUCCCUUUGGCCAAUCUACAAAACUUGUUUUUACUGAGAGAUUUUUUAAAAAAAAGCUGGAGUCUUGAUGAAAGUUCUCUUCAGAUGAUAAAUUAUUGAAUCCAUUUAGCCUUAGAGAUCUGUUUUGGUAUGUUUGAGAAGCUAUGUUGCUCUUUGUAGUCUUCAUUUAACAAUGGUUAAAUCUCCAAAGGAAAAUGGAGUUGCAUUGAUCAUUUGGUUUGCUGUAAGUUUAAUCACAUUAUUUUAUUUUUAAUCUUAUCUUACGUAUGUUGUCUCAAUUCAAAACAAUUUUUUUCUAUCACAG
Eruca vesicaria subsp. sativa (arugula) is the source of this 816-nucleotide messenger RNA. Lineage: Eukaryota; Viridiplantae; Streptophyta; Magnoliopsida; Brassicales; Brassicaceae. The record is from the annotation of a GenBank genome assembly.